CGCAGUGGCAACACACUUGCAUUUCUUCUUAAACACAUUACAUUCAUUCUCUGCGACCCUUUUUGCAUUGAUAAAUUAUACCAUCGUGUCGUUUAAGAUCUAUCUCUAAUAUUUCAAGGAAUAAUAACACCGCUUUGAUGGGAAAUAUAAUUGAAAAUAUGCCAAUCGCCUGAACAUUGUUGCCAUCGGGUGUUCACCAAGAUUGCACCAUCCGUCCAUUCAUGUAUUGUAAAAGAUGGUGAAAUAAUAGUCUAAAAACCUUAUAAAAAGAAGGAGAAGAAGAAAAAGAAGAAGUACCGACAGUCAAUCAAGUGUCUCUUAUUACAGUAACACCGAAGAGAUCUGGAUGUACCAUAAACAGCAAAAAUGGAAGAUUAUACACACACUUUCUUAUCCUUGUAUUCCCUCUGGAAAGAUGGGAACAAAUCAGAAUUUACAAGACUUAUGCAGGAUAGUCUUAGUGUAGCUGCUGACCCUUACAAAAUGGUAUCAGUCUGCAUUAAGUUAUGCCCAGACUUGUUUAAAAAUCGAUCAAGUGGAAUGCCAGCAAACAUCAUUGUGGAGUUGAUGUCGUUUUUAGGGAAAGGAAACUACCCGAAGUAUGAGCAUUGCUUGAAUGAGGCAUUGCAAGUUGACAUGUUCCAAGUAGCUGUGAGGCAGAAGAAUGUUGGUCUGAUGAGGCUCUUUGUCAAGGCCUUUCAGUUAGAAAGGAUCAAGAUGUUGCUCCUGCCUCAUAUCCAGGAAAUGCGAUUGCAGGGACAGCUAAAGGAAGUAGCUACCCUGGCAACCCUUCUAAACCUGCAGGAUGAGUUUUCCACCGAAGACCUGAUUGUUCCACUCUUUCUACAAGAUCGUCUUUCUCUGGCAGAUGAGUUUCUUCUCACCAGUCCCAGACACCAGAAGGAAAUUUUGUCCUUUAUAGACAGUAUUAUUGGGAAACAAGUAAACAUAAACGAUCUUCACAAAACUUACAAAAUCAAGGAUCCAAAGAAAGUCAAAUCUAGCAAAAUGCUUUGUAACACAGUGGCCAAGCUUUUGAAAAAAUUUGAUUUAGAUGCAUCCAUCUGUCCACACAUGCAGAAACACAGAGCCAGAGGAGCUUUGCGAUACAUUUUUUACAAAUACUACAUUGAGAAAGGCAUUCAGGUUCAAGCAUUUCAGAGUCUAAUAGAUGAUGCUCUGAAGGAGAGCCCACACCUUGGGCCAGACCUGAUGCACCUCUUUGACGAGUACCAUGAUCUAGAAGCUGCUGCUCCUUAUGUCAGAAAGCUUCAGCUUCAUCCUGAUGAUAUUCCAGUAAGAAUAAAGGAAGUAAUUAGUGCAAAGCCUCAUCUCACUGAUGGAAACGUGGAUGUUGCCGUAGACAAACACUUGGAAGAGGAAGAGUGUUGGGAUGAUGGUAGAUUAGACUUUUAUUCACUUAAUAUACCUUUAGAGGAAGUGGUGAUAGUUACCUCAGUUGAGGAGUUCACAAAAUGUAUGUCAGUUUUAACAGAGAGUUCUGUAAUAGCAAUGGAUAGUGAAUGGAAGCCAACUUUUGGCAUUGGAUCUGCAGAACAAGCAUCACUCCUUCAAAUGGCCUCACAGUCUAGGGUUUUCCUCUUGGAUCUAGUGGCUCUCCAACCCUUGCUAGAAGACUCACAUUGGUCCUGCAUUGGCCAGCUCUUUUCUAAUCCAAAAAUCACCAAGAUAGGGUAUGGCAUUAGAGGAGAUUUUAAGAUCCUUGCCAAACUACAUAGUGAAGUACAAAAAGGAUUUGCAAAUGCCAAAAAUGUGAUUGAUCUUGACCAAAUAAAAGGGAUUUUGGUGGAGGAUUAUCCUGACAUCUUUCCUCACAGUUCUUCAAACUACAAAGGUUUAACAGACCUUGUGUAUCGCUGCUUUGGCUUGCCACUGGAUAAAACUGAUCAGUUCUCCAACUGGGCAGCCAGGCCUCUUACGAAGUCACAGAUCAGAUAUGCCACUAUGGAUGUUGUGUCUCUCAUAGACAUUUACAACUUCUUCGAUAAAAAGGCACAAGAACUGAAUAUUGAAGACUGGCAAAAUAUCAGACCCAAGAAGGGAAAAGAAAAAGUUAAGAAGGAUCGUCCAGUCCGAAAGCAGAUUCCAAAGACUCAUGAGGAUAUGCAGAUGAAGGUGAUGAAUAAGGAGCCCAUCCUGGCUGCUGAUUUUCACGUGAUUUGUGACACAAUGGUUCAGGGUUUAGCCAAGAAGCUCAGGUGUUUUGGAAUAGAUGCAGAAGCACUGGAGACAGGAGAGAGCUGUGAUAAAUGCAUAGAAUAUUACGAAAAAGAGAAGAGGGUUGUGCUGACCAAAGGAAGUGCAUAUGAUAGGUUGGCUAAAUUCAUCCCAUCAAGCUUCAUAUACAAGGUUCAGAAAGAAUCUGCAAAUCAACAGGUUGAGGAGAUAGUUAAUGUCUUUAAUGUAAAAGUAACUACCAAAGACAUAUUUGCAAGAUGCCCUAAGUGUAACUCUGCCUCGUACCUGUUUGUACCCUCAUCGAUCAUCCGAGCUCUGAAGGAGAAUGCCAGGGAGAGCGUCGAUGUUAACAUGACAGACGGUGUCCCUGACAAAUGGGUCCAGUGUGAAGGGGGAGAGGUGAACCUAUCAACUGGAAACACAAGGCAGGGUGUUCAUGUUUUAGUUGCCCGUAUUGCAGAGGCUAUCAUCUCCAGGACAGAGACAUUCUAUGUAUGUGCCCAGUGUGGCAGGUGUUACUGGGACGGCUCCCACUAUGAGAGGAUCAUCAAUGGCAGGCUUAGCAGUGUUAUGCAGGAAGGUGCCACUGAUUGUGAAGAAUUAAGUGAAGGUUAAGGAGUCAAGAACCUUGCAAGAGAAGAAGUUUGGCAUGUUCUAUAAAGAGAGAUGCUUCCCCUUGUUAUAUUUGGAAAGUUGGUUGUAUACAUUGGAAGAACUUGAUUUGUGACAGAGGAUUAGAUGGGUUAAUAUCUCUUGUUUGGAAAAAAGGUGAUGUUUGUUCAUGAAUUGAGCUGCAAUUGUAUUACAGAAAAAACUGCAAGAAGCUUUGAUUACACCAUAGCAGGUAAUUGACUGAUUUUGAUGUUAUGUCAGACACAGAAUCAGCAGAUAUGUCAUCAGACUUUCUUGAUUUUUAAAAAAAUAAAUUUGCUUAUUAAAGAUGACAGAUAUAGUAGAAACAAAUGAAGCAUAUGAUUUGUACCAGACAGACAGAAAGAGGGAAAGUAAAAAAUGGAUAAAUAAAAGAAAGAAAGAAUAAAAGUAAUGGAGAAAGAGAGAGGGAAUAAAUGAAUUAGAGGAAGAGAUUUAAAAAAGAAAAAAUGAAUAAAUAAAUGUGAGAGAUUGACUGAAUGAAUGAAUAUGAGCGACAAAAGGAAAUACAUAAAGUAAAUAAGUGAAUGAAUUAAAGAGAAAUACUAAGUAUGGAAGAAUGAGUGAGAGGGAAAACCAUGUAAGAGAAUAUAAUCGAUUAGCUAUUGAAAGAGAUUGUGAUUGAAAAGAGGAAGGAAGGAAGACGAAAGAAAAACAGAGAAAGAGUAGUGAAUUGAAAGUGAAAGAAUGUUACGAAGGUUACUUAAAAGAGGAACCGUGGACAGAUCUAGGGAGAUGGAUUGCAUUUGCUGACGAUAUUUGGAUAUCUCGUGCUUCUCCCGUCUCCAAAUUGUUAAUGAGGCAGUGGCAGUUUAGGCACAGAUGCUCUCAAAGCUGCAUUUCAUACUUUGAUUCAUUUGUUGAUUGGAUUUAUCAUAUGAAACCAAAGACCACAUUUUGUUAAAAAAAAAAAAAAAAAAUAGUACUUCUGUCCCUGAUCAUAAUGAUAUUUUUAUUUCUUUAAUCUUUUGCUUUUGUCUGCCUGUUGGAAAACAAAUAACGGUGGGGUAAAAUUGCUUUUAUUCUCUAUUAAAGAAUAAGUAAAUAAACAAAAUGAAUAGAUAUUUAUGAAUAUAUUUUUGUACACAUUUCAUGCAAAGUACUUAUUUCUUGUUGAAAGCAAUUAGCUGUAUCUUCAUAAUUAAUUUUGUUUUUUUAAACAGAUAUGUAUAAUUUUAUUUCUUCUGAUAUAUAACAUUAAAUAUAGUAUAGUGCAACAAAAGAUAACAUCACAAAAUUAAAUAAAUAUACUCUGUCACUUCUGGGAAAUGAUGUAAUAUGUAUUAAGAGAUUAGGCACUGCUGCACAGUAGGAAAACUUUUUUUUUAUUGACUUUAGUUUUUAUGAUCUCAGAUAUCAGUAUUUGUUUUAAAAGAAAGUGUACAAAGAUAAUGCACUUGUGUGUGUGUAUGUGUGUAUGUGUAUAUGUAUUUGUAUGUGUAUAUACAUAUACAUAUACAUAUACAUGUGUAUAUAUUCUUGUGUGUGUGCGUGCAUGCGUGUGUGCGUGUGUGCGUGUGUGUGUGUGUGUGUAGUUAG
Molecule: messenger RNA, 4389 nt
Organism: Penaeus indicus
Lineage: Eukaryota; Metazoa; Arthropoda; Malacostraca; Decapoda; Penaeidae
Gene: Nbr
Product: exonuclease mut-7 homolog
Exons: 4
Coding region: 367-2814 (815 amino acids)
Biological process (GO): nucleobase-containing compound metabolic process
Molecular function (GO): nucleic acid binding; 3'-5' exonuclease activity
Source: RefSeq, a predicted model, not a curated record